GAGAAUACUUCUGUAAUGCCAAAUGCCGGUCCUCUGCAGGUCAUUAGUUUCCCAUCACUUCAGUUGCACUUGAGUGGAACAGCAAUGAGAGCCAGUCAGGAGGACUUUGAAAGUGCAAUGAAUCAGGUAAAACUGUUGAAGAAGGAUCCAGGAAAUGAAGUGAAGCUAAGACUCUAUGCACUAUAUAAGCAGGCCACUGAAGGACCUUGCAAUAUGCCCAAACCAGGUGUGUUUGACUUUAUUAAUAAGGCCAAAUGGGAUGCAUGGAAUGCUCUAGGCAGUCUGCCCAAGGAAACUGCCAGGCAGAACUAUGUAGAUUUGGUAUCCAGUUUGACUUCUUCUGAGUCCUCCAGCCAAGUGAAGCCUGGAGCAGACAGGGAACAACAGGAAUAUGAAAACCUAGUGGUGACCUCUGAAGACGGCAUCACAAAGAUCAUGUUCAACCGGCCCACCAGAAAGAAUGCAAUCAGCACCCAGAUGUAUCAAGAAAUCAUGCUUGCACUUAAAGCUGCAAGCAAGGAUGACUCGACCAUAACUGUUGUAACAGGAAAUGGUGACUAUUACUGUAGUGGGAAUGAUCUGGCUAACUUCACUGAUAUUCCUCCCGGUGGAGUAGAAGAGAAAGCCAAACAAAGUGCUAUUAUGCUGAGGGAUUUUGUAGGCACUUUUAUAGAUUUUCCUAAGCCUCUGAUUGCAGUGGUAAACGGUCCAGCUGUGGGGAUCUCCGUCACCAUCCUCGGGCUAUUCGAUGCUGUGUAUGCCUCUGACAGGGCAACAUUUCAUACUCCUUUUAGUCAUCUAGGCCUAAGUCCAGAAGGAUGCGCCUCUUACACUUUUCCGAAGAUAAUGGGCCCAGCCAAGGCAACGGAGAUGCUUAUUUUUGGAAAGAAGUUAACAGCAGGAGAAGCAUGUGCUCAAGGACUUGUUACUGAAGUUUUUCCUGACAGUACUUUUCAGAAAGAAGUUUGGACUCGGCUGAAAGCAUAUUCAAAGCUCCCCCCAAAUUCCAUGAGAAUUUCUAAACAGGUCAUCAGGAAUAUGGAGAAAGAAAAGCUACAUGCUGUUAAUGCUGAAGAAAGUAGUGUCCUCCAGGAAAGAUGGCUAUCAGACGAAUGCAUAAAUGCAACCAUGAACUUCUUAUCCAAAAAAGCAAAACUGUGAUGACUAAUAUAGCAAAGUUAAGCAUUUCAAAGGAGGGGAUGUGCUAUGAUUUCUAAUUUCCAGUACUUCAACUAAAUAAACUUCACUGUGCCUUUUUUUCAGUGAUGAAAUAUUUAUGAUUAUUAUAUUCACUAGAGCCCUGAUAAAAAAUUAUAUAAAACAA
Myotis brandtii (Brandt's bat) is the source of this 1324-nucleotide messenger RNA. It is a transcript of the gene ECI2, whose product is annotated as enoyl-CoA delta isomerase 2. The record is from RefSeq and is a predicted model, not a curated record. Gene Ontology annotation, molecular function: fatty-acyl-CoA binding. The transcript is spliced from 10 exons. Bases 16 to 1161 code for a protein of 381 amino acids. Lineage: Eukaryota; Metazoa; Chordata; Mammalia; Chiroptera; Vespertilionidae.